CGUCUCAUCUCAGGCGCGAAAAGUACUUGAGCCGCUUGAGGUUGGAAGUGCAAGCAAAACAAACGGAUCCAAGGAUGAAAAGAGAGUUUAAAUACGUUACGAUCAUAUGAAAAAGGAAAACAAUAUGUCUUGAGCACUGAUUGAGAAUAGAUGACAAGAAAACUCACUGAACAGAUUUAUCAUGGACGAGGUUGCAGAUAAUUUUGCAUGGACUCGCCAGCUUGAGUGUCCACUGACAGUAUACAAUGAAUCGAUGAAGAAAAUAUUAUGCAAAGGAGUACUAGAGCUCCUGUGGGAGGACAUUUCCAAUUCUGCGUUUCCUAUAGCUGAAGCAUGUAAAAUAAGAAAGAACAUUUUGCUGUACAAACUGAAGCAUGGAUUAACUGAUUCUGCAAUUUCAUCUGCAAGACAUUUGGAUCAGUUGAAAGUACAAAAUAAUGCACUGAAACAACAGAUAUCCACACUGGAAGAAGAAUAUGAAGAACAGGAUUACACUGUCAGGCAAAAAAUGCAACGGUUAAAGGAUAUAAAAAGCAAAUGUUCGCUGAUCAGCAGGAAAAAGGAUUUGCUUAAACUGAAACACAGUGAAACCAGUAAGCAAGUGAAAGAUUGCGAUGACAUGAGACGAGUAUGCCAGCAUUUAAUGCCAAGCACUUCUAAGGACAUAGAUCAACAGAGAUUGAGGGAGAAUUUGGAUAUAAUAGUAGACUUGCGUCGUUCAGCCAUAGAUAAGAAACAAAUAUGGAUAAAGGUAUCAAACUCUCUUAGUAGUAUUGAUGUGCACACACUAUGGACACACUUGUAUCAAAUGCUGUCGCAAGAUUUGAACAUAUUAAUGAAAUUGGAAACCAAGAAUGACUUUGACAAUUUAAAUGUAGUAGGCGAAAGUAUAGAUAUUGGUAUUGCAAGAGCAUCUGGUCAAUAUAUAUGCAUGAUAUCAAAACGCAUAUUGUCUAAUACUAAAAUUAACAUGUACCAACAACGUUUAAUGGAAUUUAUAGAUUUAAUAGAGUUAUUAUCACAUGAAGAUGUAAGCGCGUGGUUAGUUUUAAAGUUGGAGGUAAAAAAAUUAAAAGCCGAACAGGCUUACCUGCAAAACGAAAUUCAGCAAUUGAAGAACAUUAUUCAGGAAAAUUCCUUGCUCAAUCUCGAUAUAGCUCGAUUAACGGCUGACAUAGAGACGAUUGACGCACAGAUGAACAAAUAUAUAAAGGACAUUCAGCAAUCCAUAGCAAUUUUAAACUCUACGCCGACGCUCAUAUUUAAAGGAAAAGAGAAGCUACAAUAUGAAUUGCAGAGGAUAGUAGGCUUACAGGCUGACAAUUACGACGCAAAUUGUGUAAAUAAUGCAUUGGAUAUCGAAUUGGAUAUGUUUUACAAUAUCUUGGAUCUUAAUGCUUUACGAAAAGUAAUGUUGAAGGGAGAUGUGGGGCUAUACAGACACGCAGUCUGUGGACUCGACAAAGCCUCCAUCACGACGAUCAAUCCGCAACACUCGAGGAUCAAGCCUUACUUCCCGACAAUACAAAUGUCAUUAUAUUCUCUCAUAGAAUGCUAUAAAAACGUAACUGCCAACAUAGUUUACACGAAGCUACACAAUUCAACUUCAACGGAGGAGAUUGAGUACACAGAUAAGUUAAUGUCGCCACAAGAAAAAUGUAAUUAUAAUAGUCUGGAAAUGCUGAACCUCGCUAAAGUCGCUUGCGAUCAGACACACGAAGAGAUCAAACACUUUAACGCAGUUCUAAGUGCUUGGACAAAUCAAAACGUACAAGAAGUAAUGGCACUCGACGAAACGACCAUAGACGGCUUGUCUUUUAAAGAUUGGUUGCAGCGUUACAAUUUGUUAUUAUACAUGAUACACACACAUAAAAAUAGCAAAUGAUUCAUAUAUCUAUACUGUAGUCUUUCGCCAUUCAUCUUUAUAUAUUCUAUAUGAUAUUAUUCAUGUGUCUGCAGAAUUUUUGCAUAUAUAUAUUUUUUUUAAAUUAUUUUUUUAUACGAAUUGUACAAGGAUAAUAAUUUAGAGUACACGGGCAUAGUAAAUAGACUUAUAUUUUUCGCAAAAAUACAUCACGUAAUAUACACGUUAACCAAUUUUAUGAUUAAUAAAUUUCGAUUACAGUACAACGAAUUUUUCUGAUGUAAGAGCACUUGAAAUUUUCACAUAUCGCUGCCUAUCGAGGUUGGCGGCGCACGCCCGUAAUUCGCUUUUGGCAUCCCAUCUCGGCGAGUCACUUGCAACAAAACAACUUCAAGUUCUCGGCCGAGUAAGAGAAAAAAAAUUUAUUAGAACGUCCAUGUAUUUCUUCUUUGUACCACACGCGCGCAUUUAGCAUUUUUCAUCGCUCCAGCGAUUGUAUAUUGAACGAUAUCUAACAAAAAAUCAGCCGUCAACGGCUCCAUACUUUUCAGCUAAAAUAUUUUCAACGAAAUUCUCAAAUUUUAUGUAGUUGUAGAUAAUCUCUUGUGAAUGCUCUUGUAUGGUACAUGCAUUAAUUAUUGCAGAUCACACACAUAACAGAUCACGGUCGAAGAGCUUGUUAUCAAUGCAACUCGAAUUAAAUUUUUUUUAGAAUCAUUUCUCUUCUAUCAUUGAUGAAAAAUGGCACCAAUAAACAUGUUAAAGUAUACUUUUUUGUCGUUUGCGAGAGAUAGAAAAAUGGAUUAAGAACCAGAAGAGUUCUCCAUUUGGGAACAAAUUCUUCAAUUAUGGUUGUUGCAAUUUACAUUACUUGAAUUUACAUGACAAGACUCAAGAACGUUCAAACGAGAAGGGCAGUAAUUACAAUUGGGAACAGGGUCCCAAGAAGUCGAAAAUUCAAGACGCUCUCUUGACUUUUCUUUUUCCUUAUGUACGUAAGCCGCUAUAAGGGUCAUGCACCCUAAUGUGCGAUUUUAUACAGCUUCCGCUUCAUACAUAUAUAUGUGUGUGUGUAUGUGUGUGUGUGUGCGCGUGUGCGUGUGUGUGUGUGUGUG
Messenger RNA from Trachymyrmex septentrionalis, 2979 nucleotides. RefSeq lists its product as uncharacterized. The transcript is spliced from 9 exons. The coding region runs from base 182 to 1885 and encodes 567 amino acids. The record is from RefSeq and is a predicted model, not a curated record. Lineage: Eukaryota; Metazoa; Arthropoda; Insecta; Hymenoptera; Formicidae.